AUGGCGGAAUUGGAAUGUUUGGAACUAAGGCAAAAGCUGAAAGAAAGAUUUAGAAAGAAGAUGAAGAAAGAGUUGGGGAGUGGAAGUGCUUCCAGUUGCCGUUCGGAUAAUUUUGGUUCCUUCUUCGGACCUUCACAGCCAGUUAUAGCUGAAAGAGUAAUUCAAGAAAUGAAGUCCUUAUUGGAAAACCCUGAUUUGGCAGCUAAAGUUAUGAGGAAAAAUAAUAUUAUUGCUAGUGUUAAGGUUCAUGUGAGACCAAAGUCCAGUAAUUCUGAUUCACGGUCAGCACCAAAAAACCAGUCUUCAACAGUGCCUAGACAAAACCCUUCAAAACUGCAACCUUCCAUUUCAAAACAGAAAAAGAUGAUGCCUCAAGAAUCUGGCAAGCCAAAAAUGAUUCAGAAAGCAGCUGCUAUGCCAUCCUCAAGACCUCCGGUGGCAAUGCAGAAACAACGAGUGCACAACGCCCGGCAAAGAGGAGAUUGGCGGAUAAAGAAGAAGAAGAAGAAGAAGAUGGAGCAGCAGCAGCUAUUAGUAUGA
Ipomoea nil (Japanese morning glory) is the source of this 540-nucleotide messenger RNA. RefSeq lists its product as uncharacterized. The transcript has 3 exons. The coding region runs from base 1 to 540 and encodes 179 amino acids. Gene Ontology annotation, cellular component: nucleolus. Gene Ontology annotation, biological process: regulation of DNA-templated transcription; nucleosome assembly. Gene Ontology annotation, molecular function: histone binding; DNA binding. Lineage: Eukaryota; Viridiplantae; Streptophyta; Magnoliopsida; Solanales; Convolvulaceae. The record is from RefSeq and is a predicted model, not a curated record.